Nothobranchius furzeri (turquoise killifish) is the source of this 1633-nucleotide messenger RNA. RefSeq names its product solute carrier family 25 member 43 (gene slc25a43). The record is from RefSeq and is a predicted model, not a curated record. Lineage: Eukaryota; Metazoa; Chordata; Actinopteri; Cyprinodontiformes; Nothobranchiidae. Gene Ontology annotation, biological process: transmembrane transport.
CGUGGAUGUGUUGUCACGCAACGCCACCGGUCAGGUCAGCAGGCAGGAGACUCCUGUCCUGAAUGACUAAAAUUAGAUCUGUCCACGCAGAACUUCCCUGUAGGAACAGUGACAACGUCACGGGCGUCGUGAAGUUCAAAGUUCAGCCAAACAAACUGCGAUGGCCUCGGUGAGGAACGACACCCGGCUGACCGCUUCUCAGAGCUCCCUGUGCCUCGGCUUCUCUGGUUUCUUCAGCAAAACCGUCACGUCCCCUUUGGAGGUGGUGAAAAUCAUAAGCCAGGUGGGAACAUUUCACAGCAAGAGCGGCUUCUGGCAAAGCUUCAUCAUCAUCUACCAGAAAGAGGGACUUCGAGGGUUCUGGAAAGGAAAUCUGGCUUCGUGCCUUCGGUUGUUUCCUUACACAGCAGUUCAUCUCACAACAUACAAGAAGAUAGUCCACCUUCAUAUGGAUGAGUUUGGCUCCAUCUCUCAAUGGAGGGCCAUAUUUGCAGGUGGGCUUGCUGGUGUUGCUGCAGCAUUUGUAACGUACCCUCUGGAGGUGGCAGAGACCAGACUCAUUAUUCAGAACUGCAGACAGCCCACUUAUACGGGCGUAGCUCACACUGUCUCAAAGGUCUACAGGAACGAAGGGUUGCAUGCUCUCUACAGAGGAUUUUCCCUCACAGUUGUGGGUGUGGUUCCUUUUUCUGUGGGAUGCUAUGUAGUCUACAUAAAUAUAGACAAGCUCUGGCAGGAGCCACCUUCUCGCUUCACUCCCCUGCAGAACUUCAUUAAUGGCUGUUUUGCAGCAGGGGUGGCUCAAACCCUCUCGUACCCGUUUGAAACUGUGAAACGAAAAAUGCAAGCGCAGAGUGCCCAUCUUCCUCAUUUUGGUGGAGCUGACGUCCAUUUUACCGGAGUGAUUGACUGUUUCAUGCAAGUUGUAAAGACCAAGGGCAUCCUGGCACUCUGGAAUGGACUCACUGCUAACACAAUAAAGAUUGUUCCCUACUUUGGUCUUCUUUUCACCUGCUGUGAGAUGUGUAAGCAGGUUUGCCUUUACCAUAACGGCUACAUCGUCUCACCUCUGAGCUACAAGCGCACACCGGGGGUCGACCAGAGCCUCGGGCCAAAUGAGCUGCAGGAGGUCCAACGCUAUCUGAGAAACAGGAACUUUGGGUCAGGAGAGUCAUCUUUGGGAAACCGCUUCACGUGAAGAUGUCUGGUUUUUGAAGAAAAAGAAAACUCUUUACUGUGUUGCACAAGCGAAAGACAGAAAUGAUGUCACACAAGGACAUUCCAGUUCUUUAGAACUGAAUAUUUUGUAUCCAACAGUAUUACUUGUUUAAGAACUGUCUGUUUAAAACUUUUGACCAUUUUUAUGCAGUACAACAUGUGCCUUGAGUGUUAUGCAUUUAUUUGGGGCUUAUUGCAGUUAUUACUGUAAUUUCACACAGUGCCAUGGCCUAUGUACAUGUUGGUUGGAAAAAGCUGUUUCACUGUGGAACAAAACUAAUAAGUAUGCCUUUAUAGAAUUGAUAAUAUAUAUUUAUAAUGUUUGGAUCCUUCAGAUAAAAUUGGACAAUCAUAUGAAUCUACCAACAUGGAUUUAUAGCUGCAGUAAUAGAGCAUUAAAUUGUUUUUCCUUUGA